Molecule: messenger RNA, 843 nt
Organism: Cinclus cinclus
Lineage: Eukaryota; Metazoa; Chordata; Aves; Passeriformes; Cinclidae
Gene: KRT222
Product: keratin 222
Exons: 6
Coding region: 1-843 (280 amino acids)
Source: RefSeq, a predicted model, not a curated record
AUGGAGCCGGCUCGGCUCCGCCGAGAGAUCAGGGCAAAGUAUGAAUCGCUCAUCACCCGAAAUCAGAUAAAGACCGUCAGCUCAGCAAGGACGCAGUUAGAAGAAGGUACAAGUAAAAGAAUGGACAAAGAUGCAGAAGCACUAAAGGCAGCCAGAGCAGAACUGUGUGAAGCCCGACGGCAGUGGCACCACAUGCAGAUCGAAAUCGAGUCUCUCCACGCUGUGGAAAAGGGUUUGGAACGUUCACUGCGGGCCACGGAGCAGCAGUACCACAUGCAGCUACAAAAUCUGGAAGGUGAGAUUGAAUGCUUGGAGAAAGAGUUGUUGGAAGUGAGAAGGGGAAUUGAGAAACAGCUUCGAGAACACGAAAUUCUCCUGAACACGAGGAUGAAGCUGGAGGAGGAAAUAGCGACAUAUCGCAGUCUGUUGGAGCAAGAAGAGAGCAGGUUCCAUUGCUCAAUACCUGCCCAGAAGGAUGACAAAAAGCCCAGCACUAGCAAGAUCACCUUUACACUGCCUUCAGAGGGUGCAAAGAAGCACAAACCAAAGAAGGUGGAACUGAUGACAAAACAAGCAAUCCUAGAUGGAAAUAUCAUGAAGGAAAGUGCUGAAGCUCAUGGCACUGUACAGACAGAAAAAGUGGAUGAAGUUAUUAAGGAAUGGGAAGGUUCUUUCUUUAAGGACAACCCUCGCUUAAGGAAAAAAUCUGUUUCCUUGCGUUUUGAUCUCCACCUGGCAGCCACAGAGGACGGGUGUUUGCACACAAAAAAGAAAACCCUCCCCGACAUUGAAGUCAGGCUGGUGAUGAGGAGAUCCUGCAGCAUCCCAUCCAUCAAACCUUAA